CAGCUGCCCUGGGGUUUUCUGCUAUUUAGUUAUUUUAAAAGUGGAGUCCAAGUCCAAGACAAACUUCUCAGGGACAGUCAAAGUAUCAUAUUUGUCAUAUUUUAAACUAUCCGCAAUCAAGCUGAUUUUCUGUUAUGAAAUUAUUAACCUACAUUUGAGUUUACACUAAAACAAAGAGGUGGGUGCAGAGUUUCCGCCUAGCAGAGGAAGGGAAAAAAAAGACGUCAGCCCUCAAAAGUUAAAACUGAUGGGAAACUAGAAUCACAUCAUCUAUUGGAUUCCAGACAGCAGAUAAACAGCAGAAAGCACACAACAGAGUUGACAAACUUGGCAAUGGCACACAACAUUUUUCUUAUUGUGAUUAUAUGUUUUCUGUGCAACUUGGCUGUGGCAGUCACAGAGAGCUCCGAGUCUUGCUACAGGAUUGAGCCAGGGACGAUAGCAGGCAUCAUCUGUGCAGAUGUGUUGCUGACCCUUAUCAUCGUCAUUGUGACCUACCGAUGUGCAAGCUUGCGCCGUCAGAGGAUAGACAAUGCUGACAAAGUGUAUAUGAAUGUCCGAGCCAACUGCAAGACCUAAUAGAAAGAUGGUGCAGUACGUCGUGAAAUGAUGUUACAGUUUUAGGUCCUGUUUUUUUGAAAAUAUAUUUUAUAUAUAAAAUGCUAUUAACAACACCUCUACAUAUAUUGCAUAUGACACAUUUCUGCUCAUUACACAUACAAUGAACACAACUCUUAAUUGAUAGAAACCAUAUUACAAAAAAGGAUUUGAUUAUUACUUCACUUAUACUAUUGUGUACAGUGUUGUUUUAGUGUUUUAUUUAAAGGCUUUAAAUUAAUUUACAAGAAGCUUUCUCGGUGUGUGCUGGUGUUCUUUUCUUUACCUAACUGCUUGUAGUGUGUCAGACUGAAAAUAGUGACGUGUGUAAAAAUGGAAGUGUAUAAAUUUAAAUUCACCAAUACAGCACCCGCCCCAGUUCACUUUUGCAAAAUGUCUAAAUAGUGUAUUUCACCCAGACAAGUAAAUAGCCCUUUUUUUAAAUGUUUAUUUAUUUAUUUAUUUAUUUCAAAAAUAAAAUAAAAAAACAGACCAAGUGAUUUUACUUCGAUGUUUUACGGUGUCUAUCUGACAAACCACCAACAGUUGACAAUGUACCAGUCUCAGAACCGCUAUCACUGCAGAUGAGAAAUGUUGAUAAAAUUCCCUAAAAAAUAAAAUAAAAUAAAAUUCAACACAUUAAUAAUAUAAGUAAGUUUUUUCAGUGUUCAAUAAAUACUGUUUUUAAAUAUGCAA
Larimichthys crocea (large yellow croaker) is the source of this 1293-nucleotide messenger RNA. It is a transcript of the gene hcst, whose product is annotated as hematopoietic cell signal transducer. Gene Ontology annotation, molecular function: phosphatidylinositol 3-kinase binding; signaling receptor binding. The transcript has 5 exons. The record is from RefSeq and is a predicted model, not a curated record. Gene Ontology annotation, cellular component: membrane. Bases 334 to 579 code for a protein of 81 amino acids. Gene Ontology annotation, biological process: positive regulation of phosphatidylinositol 3-kinase/protein kinase B signal transduction; regulation of immune response. NCBI's taxonomy places the organism in Eukaryota, Metazoa, Chordata, Actinopteri, Sciaenidae.